Molecule: messenger RNA, 8498 nt
Organism: Porites lobata
Lineage: Eukaryota; Metazoa; Cnidaria; Anthozoa; Scleractinia; Poritidae
Source: the annotation of a GenBank genome assembly
GUCUUUUCUGUUUCAGAAGAAAUAUGCCCAAUCCCUAUGGACACGACUUUCGUUAUUGACUCGUCUCUGUGUGAUAGUGAGAGCAAUUGGAAUCGCUUGUUGUACUUUGUGCAAACUUUGGUCAACUAUUUUAAUGUGUCACCGUCAGGAGGUCGUGUUGCGUUUGUUCCUUACGGUACUAAUGCUAGUGUAGUUCUGAAGUUUAACUCAUUAAGCGGAAUUAAUCUUAAUGGAGCAGAAGUCAAGAAACGACUUGAUGGCUUAAGAUGCCAGGGUGGUUUUAGACGAAUCGACAAAGCAUUGGAUCUUGUAGACAGGGAGGUGCUGACACCCGCUGGUGGACUGAGAGACAUUUCAAGGGUAAGUUGGAGAAGGAAGAAUAACCGCACAAAUUGACCAAUAACACGCUAGGCACCUGGUGGAUCAAAAGACUGACUUUGUGUUUUUCUAUUGUUUGUCUGCAGCCCGUAUUUGUGAUCACGACUGGAAAGCAAACAGCGGACCAGGGCGUAUACCUACCUCUGGAUAUAGCCUCCUCUCGCCUUCAGAGUAAAGGAGCGGCCGUGUUUGUGUUGGGUAUAGGAGAGGACGUGGACACCUCAGAACUGAACGAAAUUGCUUCUAGCCCUGACAACGUUUUUAGAGUGGAUUCUUUUGAGGACUUGGACGAAAGGGUACCAACGAUAAGAAGAGGAAUAUGCAAAUUAGGUAAAACUUUGUUAGAAAAGGGUUUCUUUUUUGCUUUUGUUUUUGUAUCUCGGCAUACAUGUAGUAAGCUGUACGGUAAGGUGUUAAAUAGCUAUUAAAGUUUUGUUGGACAUGAAUACUGAUAUAAUUAAAGUUCUUGUUAUUUUAUUAUGUGUGAUUUUUUAAGUUUGAGUUGUUUUUAAGAUGAAGUUUUUUAAGUGCUUUACCCGCGCACAGCAGAGGGAGGAGGUAAGAGGAAAAUCUAUGCGGGUAUAUUUUACCUUUUAGUUUGAUUAGAUGUUUUUUUGAAUAGAUUAUUCUUAUGCUAAUGAACGUUUUUUGUUCUAUUUUCGCGCAGUGCCAACUUCCUCUACACCAACACCAACACCAACUCCUACAGUGGGACGUAAGUGUAUGUUGUAUAGUAACAUGGUUGUCUCGAUACACUUUCCCGAAGAGUUUUUUGUUAUGGAUGGAUUUUGAAAGACAUAUUCAAAGAAACCACCCGAAACGAAAAGAGAAAACAUAAAAAUUAAUGUUAAUUGGCAUUUCGACAAGUUCGGGUAGACGAGAUUGCUCUCUGGAUUCACAAUCUUUUCUGGAUUUCUCACUACAUUAAGGUUAUUCGGCGCAGUCUUUUAAACACAGCAGUUAACUAGGCAACAUUCAUUUGGAUGCAAAGUGUUUCUUCAGAUAUUCAAAAUCUUCGGCUGACGCGUGACUAAAUUUAUUUAUUCAUCUGUGUGUAAACGACAAAACAAAUUCGUUACCAAAAUGCCCCGGAUUCGUCAUGAACGAGGAAAAUUCUCCUGUGGUGCAAAUGAAGCCUUUAUGUAAUCAUUGUCAAAUGCGAAGGAAAUUAACGUACCGAUAUAUGGAGAGGAUCUGCGAAAAAAUGCUGGUGAGUUAGAUUCAAGCGUCAAAAUGUUUGAAAUUGACAAUUAAGUAGAACGCUUCACACGGAUGGAGCCGGCUUGAGUGUUUUAGUGUCGGUCGCAACCUUCCUAAGGCAUUUCUUAAGACUUUUAACGUUCUGAUGAAAAUUCUUGAAUUUUGUUGGUCAAUUUACUUUACGUGUAUGUUCAAAUUUUUUUGGAUUUUCCAAUGGUGACAUGAGGCCAUACGUCAUGUUACGUUUUAAUGGUUAAUUUUGCUUUUUAGAUGUGUCGUAAGUCACUCUUUUGAGAGAAUAUCGUUUUAGGAAAAAAAAAAACAUUCAAGGGAGGCUGCGUGGCCGAGCGGUUCGAACGCCAGACUUGUAAUCCAGAGGCCUCGAGUUCUAGUUCCGCCCCGACUGGUAGCUGGAUUUGUUCUCGGUAGUCUCUAGUUCACAAUCCUCGGCCACUCUUGUAAAAUAGGCAGUUGGUUCGCCUCCUACCAGUUGGGAUUCUCACUUUGUUAUGUUUGAUGUGAAUUAUUUGUUUUAUCACCCCUGAAAGGCCCCUAAAGGGGAGAGGAUAAUUAAGUAUUUGUUCAAUUUUUAUUUUAACCUAAUUGUGCGUCCUGGUUGUGUAUUCUUGAUUUGCAACCACGCGACAUAGUGGCCAUGUUGGUGGUCAAUGCGAUAGAAAUCAUUUCAAAGAAUUUACAUGUAAAUGGAGUUUAGUUCCCAGAGGAUAAAAAUUAUUUUGUUCUUGACCACCAACAUGGCUGCCAUGACGUCACGUGCAAACCAGUAAUUAAAUAGGCCAUUUGCGCGAUGGCGUCAUUUUACUACUACGAUUAGAAUCCUUUUCGUUUUUGCUUUCAUAUUCAAAUUUGGUAAUCCCAGUGAGGUUUGAAAAACGAAAGCCUUAAUUUGCACAAGAAAGCAAACCCCUGAAGGAUUCUGGUCGUACUAGUAAAAUGACGUCAUCGUGCAAGGUUUAUUCUUCCUUCUACAGCAUCGCGAAUAACAUAAAGAAAUCGAAAUUACACACGGAGACCGUUUCAAUAAUUUCAUUGUGACGUUACGUUCAUAAUUUCAUGUAACGUAUCCGUAUCAUUCAUGCUUUCUCAACGAGUAGUAUGUCUAAACCGAAAGAGAUUUUAAAAAGUGGUAAAUUUUUGUCAUUAAGAAAAUCGGUGUUAUUUUUUUAUUGUUAGCGUGUAAGGUAUCGGCAGAUGUGGCCUUUAUUGUGGAUUCAUCAGGAAGUAUUGGUCGUAGAAAAUGGCCUCUGGUGUUGGACUUCUUAAAAAAGGUCAUUAGCGAGUUCAAUGUUGGACCCGAUGGCACACAUGUGGCGGUAGUUGCCUACAGUACAAACGCGAAGCUCGAGUUCCCUUUCAAUGUCGUAUCUGGAGACCAAAUUACUGCAGAGGAAUAUGGGAAUCGUAUCGACAGGAUCAGAUUCCAGAGAGGCUAUACGUAUAUCGAUAAGGCUUUGAAAUUGGCUAACGAACAAGUGUUUGUCACAAGUGCUGGGAUGAGGUCCGAUGUACCGAAGGUAUACACGCCUACAUUUGCUUCAGUUUUUCUUUUAAUGAACGCGGAUAGCUCUCAAGAAGCUAGAGAUGCUCUCGGCGAACUAAGCAAUAAACUAUGCAUAAGCAAUUCUUACAAGUUGCAUAGUUGCCAUCGACUAUUUUUCUUGCAAGUUCUUUCUUCUGAUAAAAAAAAUAAUACUUUGGGUUGUCAUGUUUUCCUCUACUUCACUGCUUAUAAUUGUACGUAGUUGCAGUACCAUUUGCCAUGUUUGUUAUCAGUUCUAUGUCCAGUUAACGGUAGGUGUUAUUUGUAUAAUCUCAACAGAUUGCUAUUGUACUUACCGAUGGUGCACAAACCACGACUGGCGGAUAUACACCACUGAACGAGGCCUCUCAGGGCAUUAAAGACAAGGGAAUUGCCGUGUAUUCUUUGGGCAUUGGUAAAAAUGUAGACUCUGUGCAGCUGCGGCAAAUUGCUAGUUCCGAUAGUAACGUCUUUAGGUCUGCUGGAUUCGAUGAGCUCGUUGAGUUGGUAAGACCAAUUGUACAAGAGUCUUGUCCAAAGCCAACACCUCCUCCUACCCCUGGUAAGUGGUUUUGACUUCUUGUUCGCUAUAUAACGUUUUUCAAAACUGAGAUGUGCUGCAAGUUGGUUGUAAUUAUAGCAAGUGUUUAGAUCAAUGAGAUAGCCUGUUAUAUUGUCUUUUGAUGCUCGCGAAUUGUGUUAGAGGGUAUAAAAACAAACAUGAAUGGUCCGACAUUCCAGGUCGUGCUAGUAGUAGAACACUCAAAGGAUUUCUUUUAAAGGAAGGAUUCUGGCAAAUUUCAGAAAGCAAUGAAUUAGAUUCACAGGAUAAAUGGACGAAGAAAAACUGCUAGUGGGAUCUUCACAACUGCUUUUUACUGGAAACAUUUUAAACUACAUGUAUCGCAUUUUAUAGAAAUCUUCUUUCUAUUCACCAGGAGCAAUAUGUCCAAUCCCUAUGGACACCACCUUCAUUAUCGACUCAUCUUUAUGCGACAGCGACAGUGAUUGGAAUCGUUUACUGUACUUCAUCCAAGCUUUAGUUACACAUUUUAAUGUGUCACCAUCUGGCGGACGAAUUGCUCUUAUCCCUUUUAGUACUGGUGCCAAGGCGGCUCUUAAGUUUAAUACAUUAACGGGAAGCCUACUCAAUGGAGAGGAAGUCAACAAGAGGGUUGGCAAGCUAGAGUGUCAGGGAGGGUCUAGACGAAUUGAUAAAGCCCUGGACUUGGCAGGCAAUGAGGUUUUGAUCCCUACUGCUGGAAUGAGGGAUGUCUCAAGGGUAAGUGACUUGUUGAUUGAUCAUUGUUUUAAAGGGCACUUUUCUUCAGUCGGAACUGGCCUGCCUGACCUGAUGGGUCCGUAAAACGAAUUCCACUGUUUACCAAACCUGGUAUGCCAGAUUAGUCUAACACAUAGAUUUUGCCUAGGCCAAAAGCGAAGCUCUCAAUCGAUCUGUUAUGAAGUGACUUUCUUAGGCAAUUCAACUUUUGCCGUAAGCAGAAAACGAACUAAAUUCUACUUAAAAGGUGGGCCUUUACCCGUGAUCAAUGACGUUAAAUACGUCACCUGCAUAGUAAGUCCUAUAACUCAGCCCGCGAUACAGUCAUGUGACACUGGUCAGCGAAUACCCUUUUUGACAGCUGUCAAUUGACCAUAACGUGGAUGUCCAAUACCUAGUUUAAAACACAGAUGGUAUAUGCCUUGGACUUUAGCGAGUGUGACAUUUCAUAUCCGCUAACAUGUGGGGGUGGACGGACGGACGGACGGACGGACGAUUUUGUCAUUUCUUGGAUGCAUAAAUAACCAAAUUUUCUGACCAAUCUUGUUCCUGGUGUUCCGCCAUUAAUACGUUCUAUGCGUAACAGUGUUGUUGUUGUUCAUCUUUAAGCGAAACGCUAAAAAAGAACCUAUUUUAAAAUUCAAAGGCUAGUCUAACCGACCAAGGGUGUUACAUCGAUAGUGCUUUCAGUUAUUGGUUUUGUUUUUGCAGCCUGUCCUUGUUAUUCUGGCUGGAAAGCAGACGACAGACAAAGGAGCAUACACGCCUCUUGAUGAAGCUUCCUAUCGCCUAAAAAGUAAAGGAGCCCCUGUGUUUGUCUUGGGUAUAGGAAAAGACGUGGACACCACAGAACUUAACCAAAUUGCGUCUGGGCCUGAUAACGUAUUUAGAGUGGACUCUUUUAAGGACCUGUAUGACAAAGCUCCUCAAGCAAAGACAGGCAUCUGUGUGCUAGGUAUUGUGUUCUUCCGCUUUUUUAAAUUUUAUUUGCUACACGAUAAUAGAAAUUACAAAUAAUAUAGGAAAAGAAAAAAAGGAAGUGGCGAGGAGAUCUAACAGAAACUGUAGGAGCUUACAAGAUUUUAGGCCUCUUCGUACUACGGGUUAGAGCUGUUUAUUUGCCACACAAUAACAGAAAUUGCAAAUGAUAUAGGAAAAGUAGAAAAAACGGAAGUGGCGAGGAGAUCUAACAGAAACUUUAGGAGCCUAUGAGAGGUUAGGCCUAUUCGUAAUACGGGUUAGAGCAGUUUAACAUCAAUUCAAGAAAAGAUGGCGAAGGAGCUUACGAGAUUUUAGGCCUCUUCCUACUACGGGUUAGAGCUGUUUAUUUGCCACACAAUAACAGAAAUUGCAAAUGAUAUAGGAAAAGUAGAAAAACGGAAGUGGCGAGGAGAUCUAACAGAAACUUUAGGAGCCUAUGAGAGGUUAGGCCUAUUCGUACUACGGGUUAGAGCUGUUUAACAUCAAUUCAAGAAAAGAUGGCGAAAAGCCGAAGAUUUAUGAAAGAUUUCCCCCCCGCCCCCUCCGCGUGUACUUACCAGCCCUGUGGAUCACGCUUUUGCUCAUAAAACCCCUCUGACUCUACAGUUUUUCCCCUUGCCUUGUAAUGGUCCUAAACUGCUGCACUUUGUACUGUGCUUAAGCAAUUGAUGAAUGGUAAUCGUUAAUUGGGUUUUUGUCUUUUUAACAGUGCCUCCUACCACACCAGUGCCAACAGGUGAGUGAUUAUAACUUUUGUUUCUUUACUCUCUAUUUUUUUUUGCUGAAGACCAACUUCUGUACGAUGCGCGAGCUGUAAAAGCAAUAAGUUGAAUCCAAAUCGGUCUGUAAUCAUUUGUAGUGAUUAGACAAAUCGGACAACUGUGAUUUGUUUGACUACGGGUAAGAUAAUACACACCGAGUAGACCUUUCUACGGAUUUUCCAAGUUUUGUUUAAAAGCGAAUACUUAUCCAUUCACACUGCUGGAACGAGAGCUUUACAGUUAAGAAACUUACCAAGCUUAGAGGUGACACGUUUAAAGGGAGCGUUCAAUCCUGUCCUUUUUACUGGUCCCGAUCGACAGUUAUAAAAACCAUGAAAGGGUCUGUUGGGUGACACCAAGUUCUGUUACCAAGUAUUUAUAACCUAGCUCAUUGUCUCUUUACACAACCUAAACAAAACUGUGAUUACAAGCUCUGCCGAGAGUUUUUGGCUGUAGAUUGUAAAAAAGCACCCACGCGCACGCGUUAUGGAUUUACUCUCCAAUUACUUUGGCGUGACGAGUACUGUCCCAUUACGCAGAAUUGUUAUGGUCAUGAUAAAUAUUAACUUCAAGGCUGCCGCUAGUACUGAAAACAAAUCCAGAUAUAGCGAGGAGAAUCCAGGAAAACCACUGAAUUAUAGAAGUGGGUCCUGCUUAUCAACGUGAUUGUCGCUACCCCCUCACUUUUUUCUGAUUGUAUAUUUCCUAUCUCAAUCUCUCUCUUUCUUGUCGUCUACAGAAUUCGUUUGUAAAGCUGUGGCAGACGUCGCAUUCAUUGUAGAUUCCUCUGGAAGUAUUGGCAGAAGAAACUGGGUGAAAAUGCUCCAGUUCCUUAAAGACAUGGUGAAAGCUUUUAAUGUUGGUCCCCAAAAGACUCAUAUCGCUGUGGUCGCUUACAGCACGAAUGCCAAUGUCGAGUUCAGAUUUAACAGGCUCACGGGAUCCGCAGUAUCAGAGGAAGGUUACAACGGACUAAUCGGCAGGAUUAGGUUUCAGAGAGGCUUUACCUUUAUCGAUAAAGCACUCAAGCUAGCCAAUGAACAAAUAUUUUCCACCAAUUUUGGAAUGAGGCCUGCUUUGCCACAGGUAUGAAAAGUGUAUGCCACACGCACUUUUUCCUUUUAUAUCGUCUGGAAAGGGAAAACGGUACAUGUGGUUAUGUGGUACAAUUUGAGGUUCGACCAAAAUACGUAUUAGACCUAAUUAUCGGUUGGGUUUCUUGUCUCAGUAGUUGUCUUUGUGCAGUUAAGUAGCAAGUACUAAUUCCUCAUUUCUUUCAACAUUGAUUUUAAUUCCAAAUCUAAUUCUAAUCGUAUAAUCUGCAAGGGGUAUAUCCUAUCACGGCAGAUAAAUGGAGCUAGGCUUUUGGUUACAUGACAUAAAAUAACUAUUUAAAUAAAAAGGAAAAAGAGUUAAGUAUCGAUGCUACGUAAGACAAAAGACGCCCUUGCGUAAUGUAAAAGAAUUUAUUUGCAUGGUAAAUGGCUCUGCAGAAGCUUCAACACCAUCCUUGAUUGGAUAUGGGGAGGGUGGGGGGUUAAUAUGCUAGAAAAUCACUUGGACGUGUCUAGGAGUGUAGCGUCCAUAUACGGUACGCACAUAGGCUGGUGGGUACAAUCUGGAAAAAAAAAUUGUCGUUGAAUCAGGAUGACUGAUCAAUUUUUUGCAUUCUAUUAAGUGUCUUUGUCCCCUCUGAACGGUAGACGUCUCCUGAUGACGUCACUGUUUUCCCCUUUUACCCCGUUAGCACUGAAACCUAGAGAGAUGGGUAAAAUAAUUAACUAACUACUGAAUUGUUAUUCAUAUUUAUUUGCUAAAAACUUCUCGCGGAAAACACCGGAAAUGGCAUUUUCGAGACCCUAAAUUUAAAACAUUUUUUGGGGAAGUACGCAACCAGACUCCCACAGUAAAGGCUCUCCAACUUUUCUUCCCGUGUGUACACCUUCAAAAUCUCAUGCUACGUCCCUGGUAUUGAUAGGUCGUUUCAAGUCGUUUGUAAACAAACUUCUUACAAAAUGAUGGUAGCUUCGUUGACAAAAUUCUUUUCCACGAGUAUCCUGUUUCUCUAAUUAUCAAUACUGAUAUCAUUUUUUUCGUUUCUUAGAUUGCUAUUGUUAUCACGGACGGGGAGCAGACAACAACUCGAGGACCUUAUACUCCGCUUUCAGAAGCCUCAAAGGGACUCAAGGACAAAAAGGUGAUAUUGUAUUCCCUUGGAAUCGGCAGAAACGUCAAUCAAGAUCAGCUGAAUGCAAUAGCCAGUUCAAAAAACAACGUCUUUACAGCUGCCAGUUUCUCAGACCUUACACCCGUAGCGCAGACCAUUGUCCAAAACUCAUGUCCAGGUAGGGCUUAG